AUGGGCCGAGCAGAUCCGAGGCGUCCUCAACCGCCCUUCCGUCAUCUCCGACGCCGCCAUCGCCCGCUCGCCGCAAGUGGAGACCAACGUGGACCUCGACCUCCCGCCAUCUCCCCAGGAGACCAUCAGGGCCGUGCACCGGAAGAGGAGAUGCAACGGAGCAUGAACCUGUUCUCCGCCGCCUGCGAGAACUUCGGUCUGGUCAUUAACACGCAGAAGACGGUGGUGAUGCACCAACCGCCACCCAACUCAGCCACUGCCCCCAACGCGCCGCCGCAAAUCAGCGUGAACGGAACCCAACUGCAAGUGGUGGAGAACUUCCCGUACCUGGGCAGUACCCUCGCCCCCAACACCAAGAUCGAUGACGAAGUCGCCAACACGAUCUAG
This is a messenger RNA of Spirometra erinaceieuropaei, 387 nucleotides long. The record is from the annotation of a GenBank genome assembly. Lineage: Eukaryota; Metazoa; Platyhelminthes; Cestoda; Diphyllobothriidea; Diphyllobothriidae.